Rosa chinensis is the source of this 1972-nucleotide messenger RNA. Its product is annotated as probable disease resistance protein RXW24L. Bases 158 to 1264 code for a protein of 368 amino acids. NCBI's taxonomy places the organism in Eukaryota, Viridiplantae, Streptophyta, Magnoliopsida, Rosales, Rosaceae. Gene Ontology annotation, biological process: defense response to fungus. The record is from RefSeq and is a predicted model, not a curated record. The transcript has 3 exons. Gene Ontology annotation, molecular function: ADP binding.
GUAUAUUAUCAUAGUGCCAAAUUCCAGAUGCACCGAGUCGCAGACCAAUAUUUAGUUCUUUUUCUGAUUGGAGAAGAACAUCCAGUAUUCUUUGCUUGUCUUGCAGGAUCAACAACUAACCAAGAAAAAAGUAGUUUAUCUGAUUUUGGUGUAAGGAAUGAUCAAUCCACUGGAGAAACUUUUCGAGGAGCUCUGCAAUGCCUUUAAAGACCUCAUCAAGAAGAAUAUUAAAUUUAAAGGCAAACUCAAAGGCAUCGAAGCAAAGCUAGAAGCUCUAAAGCCGGUGAUCCAAGAUAUGCUGCAGAGUAAUGAGGUAUUAGAUCGCUCAAGUAACGAACUAAAAGGUUUAACAGAAGUUAUCGAGUCUGGCAUCGAGCUCAUUGUCAAGUGCUCAAAGUCUCGGGUGUGGGAGCUCUUCAAGAAGUACAAAUACGCCAACAAACUUAUUGAAUGGGAGGAAAGUCUAGGAAGUAAGUUUGAUAUACUGAAAGUGCAGACCAGCAGGGAUGUGAAGGACAUUGCAAGAGAGGUGAAGGAGACUGGAGUGGUUGUGCAGGACACCGCAAGAGAGGUGAAGGAGACUGCAGUGGUUGUGCAGGACACCGAAAGAGAGGUGAAGGAGACUGGAGUGGUUGUGCAGGACACUGCAAGAGAGGUGAAGGGGACUGGAGUGGUUCUGCAGGACACCGCAAGAGAGGUGAAGGAGAUUGCAGCUACAUUGAAGAAUGUGGAGGCUUCGGUAGAGAAUAUACUAAUUGUGAUACAAAAUCAACCUGGGGAAUCUAAAGCUUGGAUGACUACUGAAGUACCUGAACUUCCAGGUAAUACAGUAGGAUUGGACACGCAUGUGAAGGAAUUGAACAUGAAGCUUGUCAAGGAUGGGGGGUCAAUGCUUGUAAUAACAGCUCCUGGAGGGUCUGGCAAAACCACUUUGGCUAAAAUGUUAUAUCAUGAUGAUCAAGUCAAAGAUGGAGCGUUUUCAACAAAAUGGCACGAUAUGGAACUACCAGUAGCUGAGGUUCUAGUCUUGAAUUUUCAGACCAAGAACUAUGCAUUACCCCAAUUUGUGGAGAAAAUGGUUAAGUUGAAGGUACUGGUAGUCACAAAUUAUGGUAUUGUGCCUUCAGAAUUAACGAAUUUCGAAAUACUGUGUGCAUCAUCAUAUUUGAAGAGAAUGAAAUUGGAACGCAUCUCAAUUCCAUCCAUAGCCAAGCACCCCAUGCAAUUGAAUGGUCUCCAGAAGAUUUCUUUAUUCAUGGUGUAAUAUUGGUCAAGCUUUCAGCAAUGGGUCAAUCCAAUUUUCACAUGCAUGGCCAAAUCUAGUGGAAGUGAACAUUGACUAUUGCAAUGAUUUGGUGGCAUUGCCUGCUGACACCAGUGAUUUGAUUCAUCUAAAGAAGCUCAGCAUCACCAACUGUCAUAAACUACUUGCCUUGCCUGAAGAUAUUGGAAAGCUGGCCAAAUUAGAAUUGUUGAGGCUAAGGUCUUGUACAGGCUUAGCAAAGUUGCCGGGUUCGACUGGGAACCUCAAGAUGCUAAAAUCUCUUGAUAUAUCUUACUGCUUCAGCAUUAAGGAGUUGCCUGAAGACUUUGGUGAAUUGAUCAGCUUAAGAGAGCUUAACAUGAGAGACUGCUCAAGAUUGCAAGAGCUGCCUCUAUCAGUUUCAAAUCUGGAGCAUUUCGAAGUGAUAUGUGAUGAUGAGACACAAAGCUUAUGACAACCCUUCUUACCUAUCGAAGGCACACACAUAGUGGUGGCCAAGGAGAAUAUCAACCUAAAUUGGCUCCCCAAGUUUCAGUUUUGAGAGCUGUCUAUGUAUGGUUCUUUCCCCCCGCAUUUCCUUCUGCUUGUUGGAUUUAAUCUUCUGCUUUUGCAAAAAUCAUCAGAUAUUUUGUCUGCAUAUAUAAUACCAUUGUUGUCUUGUAAUUUUCAGAAUCAAUGUGAUAAUACACAAUAUAAUUCUUCAUGUCA